Messenger RNA from Ahaetulla prasina, 3196 nucleotides. RefSeq names its product glycine-N-acyltransferase like 3 (gene GLYATL3). Bases 106 to 1047 code for a protein of 313 amino acids. Gene Ontology annotation, cellular component: mitochondrion. The transcript is spliced from 6 exons. Gene Ontology annotation, molecular function: glycine N-acyltransferase activity. Lineage: Eukaryota; Metazoa; Chordata; Lepidosauria; Squamata; Colubridae. The record is from RefSeq and is a predicted model, not a curated record.
CUUGUACAAAUGCAGAUAACAACAUUUAAUUACUUCAUUGGCAAGCUGAUUUAAGCAUAAACAAGUUUUCACUGGAGACUUACGGCUCAGUUAAACUCGGAGUUAAUGAGGAACAAAUUUCUGGCUCUGAAAAAUAAAGAUACCUCCUUUUGUACUAGGUUGCUGUUAAAUGGGCAAGUGAAGAUGUUGGUGCUUAACUGUUCCACAAAACUGCAGAUUCUAGAACAAAUGUUAAAGAAGAAUUUUCCUGAAGCCCUCAAGGUUUAUGGAGCAGUGUUGAAUAUAAACAGGGGAAAUCCAUUCAAAAAGGAAGUGAUUGUGGAUUCAUGGCCAGAAUUUAAAGCUGUGAUUACUCGCCGACAAAAAGAGUCCAAAAGUGAUGCCCUAGACUACUUUACAAAUGCCUGUACUGUUUUCUACAAAAAUCUUCAAGCUUACCAGGCAUUGUUGGAGCACCCAGAAACUAUAAACUGGGACCAAGCCUUCCAGAUACAAGGUUUACAGGAUGGUUUAUACAAAACUUCCAAGAUUUUUGCUGAUGCCAAGCAUGUAAAUGUGAAGUUGUCUUCUUUCAAAAUGGUAAUCUACCCAGACCCAGAUGCACUUCCAGAUGUUCAACUUCCGUUAGUUCCUGCACCGAAACUGACUUCCCUUGAUGCAUCUCAUGAAAGUCUUCUGAAUAACAUCUGGUCCCGAGGAGGAAGUGACCAAUGCCAGAAAUACCUCAUCAACCUCAUUUGCUGUUUCCCCAGCAUGUGCAUUUUGGAUGAACAUGGAUGCCCCAUCUCCUGGGAUCUGACAGAUCAAUUUGCUACUAUGAUCCAUGGCUAUACAUUACCCAAGCAUCGUAGGAAAGGGUACAACCGUCUCAUUGCAACAAAUCUAGCUAAGAUGUUAUACAGCAAGGGAUUUCCAGCUCAAGGAAAUGUUCUGGAGGAUAACUUACCAUCAUUAACUCUGCUAAAAAGCAUGAAUGCCAGAUUCUUACCUUGUCAGUUUGUCAGACUUAUCCACACCCCUUUCCACCUUUUAGCUAAAUCUGAGUGAACAUGGUGGAUUUUUAAAAAAAAUCUAUGAUGGUUGGAAAAUGUACCUAUUUAAUUUGAGGAAUCAAACCUUGUAUUUGAUGUUAUACAUGUCGGAACAUGUUAAGAUAUAUUUAGACAUAACCUUGAAGACCAUUUAUGAAAUGGCAAUGCUAUUCCAUAUUAAAGUUAAUGCAACUAUUGAAAGAACAACAGUUGUUUUCAAGCUUAAACAGAGGCCCGAUAAGAGAACUUUAAUAAAUAAUAGGGUAGUGCUCAAUUGGAAGCACUUAUUGAUAAUUGUUUUCAUAGGAUGCAAAGACUUUUUAAAUUCACCAACUGUUUCCCUGAAAAUAAGACCCAACUGGAAAAUAAGUCCUAGCAUGAUUUUUCAGGAUGCUCGUAAUAUAAUCCCUAACCCCCAAAAUAAGCCCCAGUUUAGCUUGUCAACCAGAUGGGUGCAUAUAGUACAGUAUUUCCCCCAAAAUAAGACCUAAUCAGAAAAUAAGCCCUAAUGCAUCUUUUGGAGCAAAAAUUAAUAUAAGACCCAGUCUUAUUUUCAGGGAAACACAGUAGGUUUUAAACAACAUAUGGAACCUAAAUAAUAUAGAGACCCAGUUUGGUUUAGUGAUCAAGGUGCCAGGCUAGAAAGCAGGAGAUCAUGAGUUCUUAGCCAUGAAUACUACAUCGGUGACUUUAGGCCAGUCACACACUCUCAGGCCAAACCACCUCAAAAAGUGGUUGUUGUGGGGAAAAGAGGAGUGGUAAGAUGUGUUGAAUAUGUUCACCAAAUUGGGUUGUUUAUAAUAUUAAUAAAGAUGGGAGACAAAUAAAUAAAUAAAAAUAAAUAUGGAAUUAGGUUGUCAGAUUUUGCCUCUCUGUUAAAAUAAAGCCAUUUCAAAGCUGAGGAAACACCUUGUUACGUUUUUUUUUCCUGUUGGAUUAACAUAACACAGCACAGGUUUUGUAAAGUAUUAGUGGGGCUGGGGUCCAAAAACAGGGAUGAGGUCUAGAUCAUCUUUAGAUGUUCCUGGGGAUGGCUGGAAGUAAAUCUCUUAAAGAGGCUGGUAAAGAAGAGGAAGAGUUAUUCUUCUCCCCUCACAUACUUUCUGACCUGGAAGAAAACAUACAUGGCAAAAAGGUGGGUUUAUUGCUUUCUUAAAAUAUUUUAAACUAUAGCUUCCCAGUGUUACAUUGUCUCAAAGGAAUAAUUAUAUUCUUAAAGAUUUAAAUGCUAAAAAUAUAAAUUCUUAACCUAGGAAUCCCUUUUCAUACAUACAUUAAUGUAACAAUUUUUACAUUUUCUUUACACAGUCGUAGACAAUUUCAACCAUCUGUUCAAGCUUGAAAUAAAGAGAAAAAAUUGCAUCCUACUAACAAAGAUUUUUCUUUGAAUAAUUGUUGUGGCAUAUUUAAACAAAUGCAAACACCAAGUUAAUGUUGUUGUUUUUAAUUAUUAUAGACUCCUUAGAACUAGCAAGGAGCUUAUCAGUUAACUGGAUAACCUGAUUAAUUGCUAAAAUUUAUAUCAGCAUCAAUAUAUUUUGGCAAAGGACAUUCAUAGUUGUUAAUCAUCAGGUUUACCUUUAACAUUGUCUUAUAGGGCCUCUUCAAAUUCAUUGUGUGAAGAUUUGCCAUAAUCAACAUGGUUCUGGGUCCAGGUAGAAGAUUUUGGAAGCUGUUACUCUUAGAACUACCCAUUUUGAAAAGGAAUAUAACCAUAAGAAUACAUAAUAAUCAUAAUAAAAUAAGUCCAAUCCAAUCCAUUUCCUUUCAGAACACAACACAGUGUGGAAGUAAAGGGAGAGUUGUCUCCAAAGGAUAUGCAGCGUCCCUUAUAUAGGGGUAUUGUGAUCCUGAUUAUUUUCUUUGAUGUGUGGAAUUCUUUCUAGCCAAUAAUCUUGCUGAAUGCUUUUUUUCAACCCUUCUCUCUACCUGACUGGUCCUUGAAUGGGGGAAGGGGGAUGUUAGGUCUUUCACUUAGUCUUAUGAAGCCAACAAUAACUUCCCCUCCUGGAUGCUAGAUGUUGUGUCUCGUCCGAUCUCACCUCAGCCGGGGUCUUCUUAUCUGCUUCCGAACACGGAGGAAUGUUCUAGUAUGCCUCCCGGCCCCAGCCCUGGCUCCAUGCCCAGACAGGCUGAAGAGGAAGAAAUACCUCCAGUCCCCAGCU